Molecule: messenger RNA, 5268 nt
Organism: Meleagris gallopavo (turkey)
Lineage: Eukaryota; Metazoa; Chordata; Aves; Galliformes; Phasianidae
Gene: FAM199X
Product: family with sequence similarity 199, X-linked
Source: RefSeq, a predicted model, not a curated record
GAAGAGCUGUACGAGAAGUUCCUGGCCCCCGACGAGCCGUGCCCGCUCCUUUCGCACCAGCACCCUCCGCGGGGCGGGAGCCUGAGCGAGGAGGGGUGCCUGGACGUCAGCGACUUCGGUUGCCAGCUCUCGUCCUGCCACCGCACCGACCCGCUGCACCGCUUCCACUCCAACAGAUGGAACUUGACUUCUUGUGGAACGAGCGUGGCCAGCUCAGAGUGCAGUGAGGAGCUGUUCUCCUCGGUUUCAGUUGGUGACCAAGAUGACUGCUAUUCUCUGCUGGAUGACCAGGAGUUCACCUCUUUUGAUUUGUUCCCUGAAGGCAGUGUCUGCAGUGAUGUCUCUUCCUCUAUCAGCACAUACUGGGAUUGGUCAGACAGCGAGUUUGAAUGGCAGCUGCCUGGCAGUGACAUUACAAGUGGGAGUGAUGUACUUUCUGACGUUAUACCUAGUAUUCCAAGCUCUCCAUGUCUGCUUCCAAGAAAGAAAAACAAGCACAGGAAUCUUGAUGAACUUCCAUGGAGUGCAAUGACAAACGAUGAACAGGUUGAAUAUAUUGAAUAUUUAAGUCGCAAAGUCAGUACGGAGAUGGGCCUUCGAGAGCAACUUGACAUUAUCAAAAUUAUUGAUCCUACUGCUCAGAUAUCACCUACAGACAGUGAAUUCAUUAUUGAGCUAAACUGUCUCACAGAUGAAAAAUUGAAACAGGUGAGAAACUAUAUCAAAGAACAUGGACCUCGUCAGCGAUCUGCAAGGGAAAACUGGAAGAGGAGUAACUACAGUUGUGCCAGUACCAGUGGUGUGAGUGGUGCCAGCGUCAGCAGCAGCAGUGCCAGCAUGGUCAGCUCGGCGAGCAGCAGUGGUUCCAGUGUUGCUAACUCUGCUUCAAAUUCAAGUGCCAACAUGAGUCGAGCGCACAGCGAUAGUAAUUUGUCUGCAAGCGCUGCAGAAAGAAUCCGGGAUUCAAAAAAACGUUCCAAGCAACGGAAACUACAGCAAAAAGCCUUACGCAAGAGACAGCUGAAAGAGCAAAGACAAGCUCGUAAGGAAAGACUGAGUGGAUUAUUUCUUAAUGAAGAAGUGCUCUCCUUAAAAGUGACUGAAGAGGACCAUGAAGGAGAUGUGGAUGUUUUAAUGUGACAGGGGUGAAUUUCUCAGUGUUCUUUCUAAGCCUUAAAUGUAUUAUUGUUUACAUGUAUUUCUUGACCAAAUUUUGAUUAACGUUAGCAGUAUAAACCAGGUCUUUCCUCAAGUAUAAUUUUUGUAAGAUGUUCUAAGAGUUGAGUAACUUCAGCUUUUUGAGAUUUAAUUUUGCAAGUAAGACUUCAGAAACUUAAUUGACUUCUGAAAAGCUGCUGAAUAGAUAGUUGUUAUGGAAAACUGAACUUGGCUAACAUGCUACUUUCUUGCAAGGCAUAUACCUAGGGAUGCUUUUGGAUGACACUAAGUAUGCAGUUCUAUAUUCCAGCAUUUUUUGUUUUCACUUAGUUUGUGUUAUUAAACUUGGCUGGUUUUGUCUCUUUCUUUCCUGUUAGGAAAGUUGUUUAGCUUGGGGGGGGGUGGUACCAAACAGACUUCAAUUCUGUAAGGCUUUCUUUAGUCUUUCUGUUGGAUCAUACAAAAUCAAAAUACUGUGAUAAAUCCCAUUGAUAGUAGUUGCUGAUUACCUCAAACUACAUAGAAAGUAAGAAGCAGGACUUCUAAAGCAGAAAAUCUGUAUACAUAAAUAAUGCCUAAUUGUAUAGUUGUUUAGGAAGCAGGUGGAUUUAAGAAAAAGAAAAAGACAAAAAUUACAAUUUGCAAACUUAGUCUUUAAAAAAUUAUUUUGCUGCUCAAUGUCCAAGUCUGAUCAAUAGUAGAGGUUGACCAGUACAUCCCAAAGGUUGCUGUAAAGAGAUUCAAAUGGAAUACUUUUAUGCAUUAAAAGUGCAUUAAUCUUUAUUAAAGUUGUCUAGGACCCUUUUUAGAAUAGUUAAAAAUGCUGCUGGAAUCAGAUUUGCAAAAGAGACGCACAGCUUUGGUGUCUUUUUUCCUUUAUUUCUAAAUUUAUAUCUAAAUUCAUCUUGUAGUCAGGAAAGCUUAGGCGCAGACACAGCUCUGACUCUUCUAAUUAAAUACUUACUUCCUUUGCCCCCUAGCUGAGGUGUGAGUCUUCCGUGUGAGUUGUUGCACUGCUCCAAAUGUGCUUCAGAAUCCUGCUUUUGAAGUAUCUCUUAAAAUUCACUUUACUGGGGGGAGGUAAAAGUAGUAGAUCUAACCUGUUUCCUCAUCAUGACUAUUUGUAAAGCGACUUCUGUCCUUGCCUUGGAACUACUGGUUACAAUAUUCUUUCCACCAGCACCUGAGAUAAAAUUGGUACUUCUAAAUUUCAGUGUGAAAUGUAAGGGGCUAUAAAAGCAUUUUCUAGUUCUGAGUUCAGGAAGGUGAUUUUUUUUUUACUUUUUUUUGUUUUAGUACUGAUGCUUUACUGCUUUCGUUUUGCUCUCAUUAAUUAAUGAGUUCAGUGUGGUCACAGGUGCCUGUAAAUGCAGCAUACAGCCCAGUCCUGCAGAAUCACACAAUCCACUUCAUAUGGGUUUGGAGCAACUUGCUCACUCAUUUUGCAUGUCUUACACAUACUUGUUUGCUGUGACAGCUCAAGUAUCUUAAUUUUAGAGGUGGCAUUCCCUGUGGCUCUGAAAUAUACAGACCAGUAAAAUAUCUGAACAAUGGCUUCUGAAAGGGCUUCAGGGAGAUAUAAGUGAGGUCCAUUCUCUAACUAGUACGUGUGGACUUUGUCACUCUCAUUGCUGCCAGACUUAGCCAUUGAUUAAAAAAAGGUAUGUAAUGUCAUUUGAAACUUGGAUGUUAGUUUCUCUGUAUUGCCCAUCAUUUGGCUGCUAACCAGAAGUGACUAUUUCCUGUCAGUAUUCAUUUGCACUGCUCUAUAACUGGCUGAUACCUCUCUUCCUUCUGUAGAAACAAUACUAAAGAGUUUUUAGUGGCGUACAAAGAUGCAAUGCCUCAGGAUGGUGGAGUUUGAGGGUGUGUCAUUUUAGUCUGUUUCAGUAGCCUUUCAGAGUUUAAAUUCCUCAGGCUGUGUUGAGAGCUGGACCCCCUUGUUUUGAUGAGAUACCUGUCUGCUAGCUUCCCGUGCUUAUUAAAUGAGAGAGGAUAGUAUUUCCAGCCUGAUCCUAAGUGAGUAUAAAUUAAUCCAAGUGAUUAAAUUGUUCUAAUUACUCACCUGCUGCAUUGGAGAAAAGUUCCUGGGUGCCACGGUAGCUGGUUGGGGUGGGUCAUCUCCAGCUGGGUACUUCCAUUGUUUCAGUUCAGACAAAUGGACAGAAAACUGUGGGUUUACAGGGGUGCCAUGUAACUUACAGCUCUGUAAUCUUGUGGUUCCAGAGCGAUUUUAACCUAAGAAUACAAAACUAGGAAUGCUCUGAUCAGAUCAUUCAUGACUGCUUGCUUACCUGUGUGCUGAGUACUUGGCAUCUCUGAGAAUUGCACUAGGAAUAGCUGUGGGAUUGGGACUGUAUCACAUACUUCUAUGUGCACUUUUUUCUUUUGUAUCCUCCUUAGUUUCUGAUGACACCCUAAUUUUGAGCAGAGGUGAGAGGAGAGGUGUUUUUCUCAGAUUCUGCAAAAUACUGUAUGCUUAAAAUUAGUAUUGGAUUCCUGAUGCGUUAGUCAUUGAAAUUUUGUUAAACCUCAUCUUGCUGAUUCAAGUGUUAAGCAUUACAGCUGCUGCUUUGUUUUACAGGAGGCUAUCUACAGCUUGCUGGGUUCAGAUAGGUGCAGAACAACAAUAGACUGUUCAAAUUCAGACUUAUUUUGUAGUGAGUUUAAAGAAAAAAACCAACAGCAAAACUCUGUUUCCUUCAUUGAAGAAAAAUGUCAUCUUUAAAAGCAGAAUAGAGACACAUAAGGAAAAAAAUUAAUAGAUGUAUUGCUCCAUGGUACUGAAGCUGUGUAACUAUGUGCUUUGUACCCUCUGUAAUACAAAUGUAAUUAUUUAAGCUGUGUAACAUUAAUGGUUUGCUUCCAUGGUAACUUUUUCUCUGAAAAGGCUUAGAAGGAGCACUGAAAGUCUGAUUGCAAUAAGACUGUAAACAAUAGAGAACAUUCUUUUCUAUAUAAUUUUAACUAUAAGGAAGAAAGCUAGCUGCCUGACAAACCUGUCUAAUCUGUGUGUGUAUCUGAUGUCGCCCUUUGUUAAGACAUGAACUAUUUUUCUUUAUGUGGGAAGCUGAUUAAAAGAUCUUAUGCUGAGUAUGGGGUGCUUACUAAGAAGAGCAAUCAAGGUGUUUGCAAGGUUUUCCUAGGUUUAACUUUUAGUUCUCAUACUGUGGUUUGAAACCUGUGAAGAUCAUGGUCAUUCUUUGGGGGAAAAAUGAAAAAACCCACAACUAUUUGGGUUUAUUCAUAUGCAUUUACAACAGAGCACAUAUAUGGUAUAGAAGCAUAUAAAAUGGCAAUAUUUACUAUUCAUCUAUGCUAAUGGCCUGAAGCCAUUCCUUUUUUCUUAACACUCCUUGAGCUUUGAAUUCAGUUGCUGCAUUGGUCUACAAAUACUAAUAAACCUGACUGUUCUGAGGUCUUGAGGUUCAUUGUCAUAAGCCAGUUUUUCAUGGCUGAUGUUAGAUUUAUUGGUUUAAGAUUCUUGAGCUUAUGAUUCUUGCGGUUUUUGGGUGCAGAAAGGACCUAAUUAACACACUGUUUUCCAUUUAGGGAUUGCAAAGUUCAAUUAUUAAUCUACCAAGUGCAAAUGUUAAUAAUAUUCAACGCUUGACUGUUUUGACUUUUAGCUCUGAUUAAGUAUACUUGCAUUCUCUCUCAUCUGGCUAACUUUAAGGUAUUUCCAAAUUAUAAAUAAAUUCUUCAGUUAAAAAAAGUGAUGUUGAAGCCUUGAAUACAGUUAAUAACCAAAGCAAGGAGAAAGUGAGUUUUUUCUUGUUUUUUUUUUUUUUGGAGUUGGGGGUGAGAUGGAUGGUAUAGUUUAAGUGGUACUGCUUACACUGAGGCUUUUUUCAGGUUUUUUGCUAAUUUUAUUUCUGAAAUGCACUUUUGUAUAGAGAACUGUUUUAUGUACGUUCUGUAUCUACUUUCCACAAUGUUUAUAGAAAUUUUUCUGAAGUUGUGAAGGAUUUACCAAUUGCCAUGCUGAUGACUGCUAUUUACUUCAAAUUUUUGUUGUAUUUGAAAAUAGUCAUGUGCAUAUUGGAAUACAGGUUGGAAUUAAAACUGACGACGUAGCAAAGUUAUUAAACUGUGAUAUCGUGUUCAGAA